Molecule: messenger RNA, 2949 nt
Organism: Paramuricea clavata
Lineage: Eukaryota; Metazoa; Cnidaria; Anthozoa; Malacalcyonacea; Plexauridae
Source: the annotation of a GenBank genome assembly
UGCUAACUAAAACCUCUCAAUUUCAUGUUACAAUCUCAGGCAGGUCGAUGUAUUGUACAUACUGUGAGGAAAGGACAUUUUGUUCGCAUGCUCAACUUCUCGCCUUCUUCUCAAGUUGAAUUGCCAAAAUUAAGAAACCUUGCUCUCUCAAAGUUUGGAGAUAUCAUUUUCUCUACGUGGGAGGAAAACAAAAUGUCUCGUGUCCACAAAUUUUCUGUGAAUGGCAAGAUGUUAAAAUGCAUUCAUAUCAAAGAUGAGGUGACUGCGUUGAUAGUGAGGGAUAAUUAUGUGUUAAUGGGGACUGCAACUGGAACGUUAUCCGUCAAACACCUGCAUAGGUAAGAUUUCUACAUACAGUGAAACCCCGCAUAUAAGAAGGUAGAAUUUAAGAACCUGUUAGGCUAUAAAAAAAUUUUCAGACCCCCUUUUGAAUAAGAACCUGUUUAGGCUAGAAUUUCAAAGCAAAAGGUUGUUAUUUUAUCAAAUAGAAUCAAAAGUCAAAGAAAAUAAGCUCUUCACAAAGUAAUGAAAAUGAUCCAGAACCCUGGAAAUGUCAUUCUGAUAAAUAACAUGUCUAUACGAACGCGACAACAAAUAAUUGUAUUUCUUCAGUGAAAAUACUGGAAAAGCAAGGUUUUCCAGCAUCAUGGACUGUUUGGAUAAUUUGUACAUAAUUUAUAUAAAUUAUAUACCUCACCUCCGGAAAAUGAGUCGCUUUUUUUCUUAAGAAAAUAAGAAUCUAAUUAAGAACCUGUUUGGCUCAAUUUCCUGGUAAGCACCAUGUAAAUAAGAACCUGUUUAGGCUAACUUGGAAAAAUCUAGAUUCUUAUAUGCGGGGUUUUACUGAAGGGCUCUACUAACAAAAAACGUCUUUGAUGAUUGUUCCAACUAUAUUUUAACUUAAAUAGAAUCACGGUUAUUCUAUUAACCGUGAUAGAAUGCAUGGUAGUGUUUUGAAAGCAUUAAGAACAGUUAGCCAAGCAGGGGCGUAGCCACGGCGGUGAAUGGGUAGGGUCCUGACCCCCCCCCCCCCCUCACCCGUUACACCGGCCUUGAAUUAGAAACGUUUGACAGACCCUUAAAAUAGAAACGUUUUCCGGGAGACCAUGGACAGCCGGACGAUUAGACCCCCCCCCCCAUGCUACCACUCCCUAACUCCAGGUUGAGCUUGUGUUAUGGUUAACUACCUAAAGAUGUUUUAGGAUCCUUCACAACGUUGAAACUGGAGGGGUGACGAAAUUUGUUUUGUCAAUGUGCAUUAACUUUGCGAGGAAUGGUCUCAAGGGUUAUGUCCAAGAUUGUAGCUUCUAAUUGUCGCAUCGAUGCAGAAUAAGUUGAAGCGUCUAACCAGUCUAGCACCCAUCGAGUUUUUUUGAAAAAUGAACCACAAAACCCAAAAUUGUAGUCGCACUGUAGAUUCAAAACGCGUAAUUGUAAAACAAGUUGCAGUCUUUUGCAACCUGCAAAUAUAUUUUUCUCAAGAAGUGCAUAAGAUGUUGCGUACGUUUAAACAACAUUUUGUAGAAUUGUUAUUUUAUGUUUGUAUAUAGUUUGGACAAUCAUAGAAGUUUGGAUGUUCGAGUGAAAAUCUGUACAAUCAAUAUGCAAAUUGACGAAGAUUCGCAUAUCUUUCUUGGUGUAAAAGAUGGACAGUUACUCGUAUUCUCAGUCGAUUCCACAGAUUAAAUAAAUGUAUUGUUAGAGAGUUUGAGCAAGACAACGAAGUACGAAGACGAAGGCAUACUUGACAAUUUUUGUCGUCUGCACAUUCUCUUGUGCAUACUGUGUUGGACGUCACUGGUGUUUGCUCAACGUGUCCUAUGUGUCGUUGUUUAUGAAUACUGACCAUAAUUCUUGCCCUGAUCCAGAAUAAACAGCGAGACAUGAACCUAUAUAUCCCGUCUUUGUUCUUGUGCCUUCGUUCGGAACGAAGUUAACAACGAAUUUUGCCAAAAUAUUCGUUGUGAACGAAGGCAGAAGAACGAAGACGGGAUAUGGAUUCAUGUCUCGCUGUUUUAUCCUGAUCAGGGUAAGGAUUUGGGUCAACAUUGAUAAACAGCUAGACGCGUGAAUCUCUAAUCUGUCUUCACUCCUGACCCUAAACUUAGAAUACGCAAGAUAAUGUUCAAGGCAGGAAAAAAUUGUCAACACGUCGUCGUCCGACUUCGUUCUCUUGCUCAAACUCUCUAUUUAUUGAUUACCAUUGGCGUACGGAGGGUGAGGCUUUCUGGGGGGGGGGGGGCAGUUAAAAUUUUGCCCGAAUUUUGAUGGAGAAUUGUAAUGAAACAACCAGAAUUGGACAUAUUUUCCGAUAAAUUUGCCCGAAUUUUUUUUAUUUUCCCUAGGAUUUCCCCGAAUUUCCAUGUUUUUUUAAAGUUGGGGGGGGGGGGCAGUUGCCCCUUGCCCCUGUCUCGUACGCCUAUGAUUAUAUCCCAAUGUGGGUUAUAUUCUAGUUAGAUAGUAUUCAUUCAUUGUUGAUGCAAUUAUAAUUGUUGCUCGAAUUUUCGAAGGACAAUUUAUACAUACGAUUUGAACUUGCAGCCCCUGCGAUUCUGGUGCAGCGCUUUGCAAAGUUAGUUGCCAAAUCGCAGGGCCAUAUACUGGUAUAUAGGUUCAAAUCCAGUCCGUAAAAUUGCAUUUUCGUUUGCCGUAGGUCUCAAACUGUGUAUAAUCUUCGUUCGAAUAUUCGCCCAAACAAUCUUCAUAUUUAACCUGUAUUCAUUUAUUAUUAAUUGUAUUUGUAACGAAGAUAGUUAAAAAUAUUUUGUCAUCUUCAAACUUAGAAAUUGACAAAAAUGCACAUAUAAAACUUGCAAAAUAUUCGUAAUAAUGCACUAAAACAUGUAUAAAAGUUUUUAGAAACAAUUAUUUUAUUAAAAAUAAUCUUAAUUCGCAGCUUUUCACUUUUUCCAGGCGUGAACGGGGCCGACAAAAGUUGAGAAAAGCAGG